Messenger RNA from Bolinopsis microptera, 612 nucleotides. RefSeq names its product peptidyl-prolyl cis-trans isomerase FKBP5-like. The transcript has a single exon. Bases 1 to 612 code for a protein of 203 amino acids. Gene Ontology annotation, molecular function: protein binding. NCBI's taxonomy places the organism in Eukaryota, Metazoa, Ctenophora, Tentaculata, Lobata, Bolinopsidae. The record is from RefSeq and is a predicted model, not a curated record.
AUGAGAUGCGGUGAAUGCUCUGAAUUCCGAGCUAACUACCUAGACCAGCUUAUAAUUAUACAAGUACAACUGGAGAGUUUCUCACCAGCAGUUGAUACCUGGGAGAUGGACAUCACACAGAAACACAGUGUAGCUGCCGAGAUGAAGGUGCUGGGUACUAACCUGUUAAAAGGGAGGGACUACUUGCUUGCUGCUGAGAAGUACGGGUUAGCGCUGAAGUUGUUGGUUUCGGAUGGUUGUAGGGCUGUGCCUGAGGACAACCACGAGGAGAAAAUAUGUUUGAUUCGCAUGAACAUUUCCUUGUGUUUCAUGAAGAUGAAUGCCUAUGACGGGGUUAUUUACCAUAGUAAGUUUGUUCUAGACUGUUUCGACAACCCGGAGUUAGCUGUACAAAUCCCGAAAUGUCAGGAACACAUUAUAAAGACUCUGUACCGGCGAGCUUGGGCUUACUGUCAUAUAAACGAGUUUGAGGAUUGUAAGCGAGAUGUCAGCAGGAUAUUCGAUCUAGAUCCUGAUCACGUGGAAACCACCAAGUUGUUGGGUGUUGUUGAGGGCAGAGUGAAGCAAAAUGAUAAGAUGAUGUCAAAUAAUCUUAGAAAUAUGUUUAGGUGA